AUGAAGACUGCAAGAGCUGAGGACCAGGAAGCACGAAGAAAGUGGUUGAAGCGGYAACAGAUCAAUCAUACGUAYGGUGAUGGUGGUGAYAGYGAUGAUGGAAAUGUUGAUCAAGGUGAUUGUGGUGAUGAGAAUUCUGGUGAUAAUGAUAGCAAUGAUGUUGAUAGUGAUGAGAUGRAUGACGAUAGUGAUAGUGAGAUUGACAGUAGCAGGAAUGAUGACAUUGAUAGUGAUGAUGACAACAAUGACAGUAAUGAUGGUGAUAGUGAUGAUGAUGAUGGUGGUGACAGUGACAAUGAUGGUGAUAGUGAUGAUGAUGGUGACAGUGACAAUGAUGAUGAUGAAUAUGGUGAGAGUAACGACAAAGACAAUGAUGGGAACAGUGAUUGUGGGGAUAAGAGUUAUGGUAAAGGCAAAGGUCAUCAUGGAGGGCAGCGUUGCCGCUGUGGUUCACUUGAUCACCGGCGAACCUCUCAUAGAUCUUGUAAAUAUUACAAACAAAGAAACUGA
This is a messenger RNA of Exaiptasia diaphana, 510 nucleotides long. RefSeq names its product transcription initiation factor TFIID subunit 11-like. Lineage: Eukaryota; Metazoa; Cnidaria; Anthozoa; Actiniaria; Aiptasiidae. Bases 1 to 510 code for a protein of 169 amino acids. The transcript has a single exon. The record is from RefSeq and is a predicted model, not a curated record.